Messenger RNA from Dermatophagoides pteronyssinus (European house dust mite), 843 nucleotides. RefSeq names its product thymidylate synthase-like. The record is from RefSeq and is a predicted model, not a curated record. Lineage: Eukaryota; Metazoa; Arthropoda; Arachnida; Sarcoptiformes; Pyroglyphidae.
AUGUUACAACCAAUCUCUUCUCAUAUUAAAACAAAGAAUAAUGUAUAUUCGAUUUUCGGUGACUCUAAACCAUUUCAAGAUUAUCCCGAUCCGAGUUUAUUACAACACGAGGAGUUCCAAUAUUUAAAACACGCUAACGAUAUUUUAAAAACAGAGGAAUUGCUAUGGUUCCUUAGGGGUCAAACUGAUUCAAAAAUUUUAGAGCGAGAUAAUGUCAAUAUUUGGAAGGAUAACGCUUCGAAGGAAUUCUUGGAAAAAAGAGGACUCAAGGACUACCAGGAAGGAGACCUAGGUCCCAUUUACGGCUUUCAAUGGAGACACUUUGGAGCUGGUUAUAAAAACUGUCACACGGAUUAUUCCAACAAAGGUAUUGAUCAGAUCAAAAACUUAAUCGAAAUGAUCAAAAAAGAUCCCACAUCCCGUCGGCUUAUUGUUUCAGCUUGGAAUCCCAUGGCAAUCGACAAAAUGGCGCUUCCACCGUGCCAUGUAUUGUCGCAAUUUCACGUAGAUGCGGUCAAAAAAGAAAUCUCAUGCGCAUUGUAUCAAAGAAGCGGAGAUUGGGGUUUAGGUGUUCCAUUUAAUAUCGCAUCAUACGCACUACUUUGUCAUAUUAUUGGAAAACUCACUGGUUACAAACCAAAAGAGCUCGUUCAUUUUGUGGCGAACGCGCAUAUUUACGCGAACCACGAAGAUUCGAUUCGAUCACAGUGCAAUAAAGUACCGAACCCAUUUCCAGAAAUCCAAAUCAAUCACAUUGACGACAUUGCCGAUAUUACUAGUAACGAUAUUAAAUUGCGUAAUUACGUGCCGAAGAAAGCGAUAAAAAUGAGUUUUGUUGUAUAA